Molecule: messenger RNA, 5168 nt
Organism: Paralichthys olivaceus (Japanese flounder)
Lineage: Eukaryota; Metazoa; Chordata; Actinopteri; Pleuronectiformes; Paralichthyidae
Source: RefSeq, a predicted model, not a curated record
CAGGAUCAGAGGAGAGGAGGAGGAGGACGGAGCAGAUAUCCCCCGCACACAGCAGCAGCAGCUCCUCCACCAUGCACACACCCGGGCUCUCCUCCGUUUGGCUCUUCUUCUUUGUCUGGGGCUCCUCCCGGACUCUCGGCGGAAAAGUGAACAAGCACAAGCCAUGGAUUGAGACAUCUUACCAUGGCGUGAUCACAGAGAACAUGGACACCGUGCUGCUGGACCCCCCUUUGGUUGCUCUUGACAAGGAUGCCCCAGUCCCCUAUGCUGGGGAGAUUUGUGCCUUUAAGAUCUACGGUCAGGAUGCUCCAUUUGAGGCGGUGGUGUUGAAUCGCACAUCAGGAGAGGGGGUCCUGAGGGCCAGUAGCCCUGUGGAUUGUGAGAGCCAGAAAGAGUACACCUUCAUAAUCCAGGCGUAUGAUUGUGGGGCCGGACCCAGCGGGGCCGACUGGAAGAAAUCACACAAGUGAGUCUAGCCGUUUGUGUUUUGUGUUCCUAUUUAAUUUAAAUGUGCUUCUGAAUUUUUCAACUAAGAAACGCAUCAAAGCAGUUGUUGAUGGCCCUGGUGUAAACGGAAAUUGUUACAGGUGGAAGCAUGGGACCAGGAUUGUUCACCACAAUACAGCCAAAUCUGCAACUAUGAAAUAGUAACUGCAGGGACACCAUUUGCCAUAGACCGCAAUGGUAACAUCAGAAACACAGAGCGACUGAGCUAUGACAAGCAGCAGAGUUACAAGAUCAUGGUGACAGCCUUUGACUGUGGUCAGAAGAGAGCAAAGGAGGAUGUGGCUGUGCAUAUUGAUGUCAAGCCUGUCUGCAAACCCGGAUGGCAAGGUUGGAACAAGCGGGUGGACUAUGAACCAGGGACCGGCAGCAAGCAACUGUUUCCCAAGAUGCGCUUGGAAACCUGCGGUGGUCCCCUGUCCGGCGUGAGGGCGAUGGUAGAGCUGCAGACCAAUCACAUCGGGAAGGGCUGUGACCGUGAAACGUACUCUGAAAAGUCUCUUCAAAAACUCUGUGGUGCAGCAUCUGGCAGCACCGACCUCCUUCCUGCCCCCAGCCCUUCCACAAACUGGACAGCGUCUCUGCUGACUGACAGUGGGCGAGACAGUGACCUCAUCUACAGAUUCGACGGGCACCAGGCCGCCAAUGUUCCCGAUCACGUGGUGCCCCAAAACCUAACAGACCAGUUCACCAUAGCAACGUGGAUGAAACACGGGCCCAGUCCGGGGCUCAGAGCAGAGAAGGAAACCUUACUGUGUAACUCUGACAAGACAGAGAUGAACCGCCACCAUUACUCUCUGUAUGUUCACAACUGCCGCCUGGUGUUCCUGCUCAGGAGAGAUUUCACUCAGGUCGACACUUUCAGACCUGCUGAGUUCCACUGGAAACUGGAACAGAUAUGUGACAAAGAAUGGCAUUAUUACGUGAUCAACGUGGAAUUUCCUGCGGUGACACUAUUUGUGGAUGGUGUGACCUACGAACCCUACUUGGUGACGGAUGACUGGCCGAUCCACGCCUCAAAGAUUGAUACACAGCUGACUGUGGGUGCCUGCUGGCAAGGUGGAGAGGUAGCCACCCCCAGGUUCACUCAGUAUUUCCAUGGCAGCCUGUCAGGUCUGACGAUCCGACCAGGCCGGAUUGAAACCCAGAAGGUUAUCUCGUGUUUGCAGGCGUGUAAAGAAGGACUUGAUAUCAACUCCCUCGAGAGCCUGGCUAAGGACAUAAAGUUCCAUUUCAACCCUGCCCAGUCUGUGCUGGUAGUGGAAGGAGAGGAUGUGGACAGCAUCAACACAGCCAUGACCAAGGUCUCCUACAUCAACUCUCGCCAGUUCCCCACCGCAGGCCUCCGACGGCUACACAUCACCACCACAGUACAGUGUUUCGGGGAGGACACAUGUCUCUCCAUCCCGGACGUCAAGGCAGUGGUUAUGGUGCUGCCGCCCAGUGAACCGAGAAUCACAAUUACAGGAUCUAAUCGACUCGUCAGGCCUGCCGCUGACCUGCAGGGCCCGCUGGGUGUGGCUCCCUUCAAAGAGCUUCACAUCACCAGCACAGUAAUGAAGGGAGGCAGCCUCGGUGGAUUCCGUAGGCUGGGUGUGAUGGAGGUGAUGCACAACCUGGACUACUGUGACAUCCUGGUCAUUGGAGAAGAACUGAGCCCCGAGAGAGAGAGUCUGGAGAUUCAUCACAGUGCUUUGGUGGGAAAACAUCUGGACGCCACCAACUCCACCUCUGGAAUUUCAAUAUAUGGUGUGGACUCCAUGGCUCACUAUGAGCAGGCGCUGAGGCAGGUGCGCUACAGGAACUGGCAACCUGCCACUCUGACCGAGCGACGGUUCAGACUCACCUGCUCCGAACUCAACGGACGUUACACCAGCAACGAGUUCAACUUGGAGGUCAGUGUUCUCCACCACUCGGCGCCUGUGGAACAUGUCAAUCAUAUGGCAGCCCAGCCUCCGUACAUGAGGCCUGUCCAUCACCCACUCAUGAUACACACGCUCAACUCACACUUGUCAGGAACAGCGCCACCAGCAGCCACAGCAGUGAUCGUGGUUUGCAUCGCCGCCCUGGUCGUGAUUGUGGUGAUUGGGGUGUACAGGAUCCACACCACACAUCAGGAGGGGUCCAGAGAGGACGAGGACGAGGUCAAGGACCCUGAGGUGGACUGGGACAACUCUGCCCUCAACAUCACCGUCAACCCCAUGGAGAACAUGAGAGGAGCUCAGGCUCUGGAUGAGGAGGUAAAAGAAGAGAAGCGGGAGGAGGUGGAGGAAGAGGAAGAGGAAGAACAAGGAUUGACGAGUGCUGAGUCAGACAACAGUGAUGACGAUGAAGAGGAGGAAGAGAGAGAGGAGAUGAAGAAGAGGAAGCAGAGGGGAAGACUUGAGUGGGACAGUUCCUCAAUAACAUACUGACCACACACAUGCAUAAAUAUAUAACUAAACUACACAACAGUCUCUGCAAGUGUGUCGCUCCAGUUAUUUUUUAAUGAAACAUCUCCCUCUGCUGGACAAAGUCAGAAGUACAGAAUCAGCUGCUGCCUCUCAGCAUUUGUAUGCACAUUAAUUAAGAUUCACGUCACAGUCAGUGAGACAGAAAAAAAUACAUCAAACAAGCACAGCUCUUCAGUAUGUGUGCAGAAUUAGUCAGAUAAGAUUGAACCUCAAACUCUGAAGAGUGAAAUCUGAAAAAUGGCUACACAAGGAGGAUUCAAGCUUUUAUCUCCGCAUUUAAUAUUUACACUUACGUGUGUCCUCAGAUUCGUUUUGCAUUGUUUCCUCUUUAAAGAGUUUGUCUGCAAGAUGGUGAGUUAUUAACAGAUUUAACAACGAGACGUAUCCCCAUACAUACCCAUUAAUAAAUGUAUCCAUAAAACCUUUUUAAUAGAAUUCCUUCAGCCUAUUUAGUCUAAAUAGAAUAGCUGUAAUGUCACUAAGUGUGUAACCUCUGUUCUCAUCAUUAACUCAACAUCUGUAACACUUUUCUGUCUUUAACAUGUGUGUGAUCAGUGCUGAGUUUCACCAAACACAUCACAGUGCUGUGGUUCUGUGGCCUGGAGACCAGAGAGAAAUCUUCUUCUGCUUUUACCUAAAUAUUCCACAUUAAUCCUGAUUUACACACAAGUCAAAGAUGAAUUAUUAUCUGUUUAACCUAGAUUUUAGUUUUGGUUUCAAAAUAAUUUAUUUUCUGUCUGUUCAGAGCCGAUUGACAAAGUUGAUUGUGGGUAAACUACUCUCAGAGACAGAGCUGAUGUCCUUCAGAGCCUGUUUGCAUUUGUGUCCUGUACCAUUUUCACACAGUGGCCUCAUAUAGGGUGAGAUCGCUUAUCUUUCUUUUUUCAGCAGAUGAAAUUAUGGAGUUGUUGCUAUUUACUAUUGAAAUCUGCUUUUUCAUAUUUAUUUUUCUUUCCAUUUAAACAAAGUCUUCUAUGCAGUUAAAGGUCCAGUAAAACCAGUACAGACCCUGACAGUCCAACAUUUAGACGUGUGAGAGAAUCAGUGCAGUGAAGGAUGAGAUAUCCUGACCGGACUUUUGUUGCCCAGUAUCGGUCAAUCUCAAAAAUAUGCCCGAUCUUACACUACCCAUAAUGCAUGUCAGAUGGACAUCCCUGUAGCUUAAAAUCUCAGUAUAGUGCAGACCUGUAGCAGAGCAGAGAUGAUGUGGCUUCUUAAUGUGACUUGGCAAAGUUCCUCUUUUUAUCAUGGACAGAUUUUCAUGACCAUGGGGCACAAACCACCACCCACAUAACCACAAAGGCCAGGAAACCAUGCAGCAUAUAUCACUUUGAAAUUAUAUUUAUUAUUUUGACAUGUUAAGACAACAGGAAGUGUCGAUAUAGUUUUAACACAAUGAAAAUGUAACAUGAUUUAGUUUAAUUUACCAAACAUUCAAAGGAUUUCAUAAUCAUGCAAGAUUUCAUCCCAUAUUUAAAGAAGUAAAAAUACUUCACAAAUCUUACAGCCAAGGGACUCCAUUGGCUCCAAGACCAAUUACGAUAGUCUAUAUCAUGAACCCCACAAAUUCAGAGCCUUAUUUUCCUCUUUUUGCUGCUGAUUUGCAGAUUGUUACCAUGGAAAGGUCUGAGGGGAGUUAAUGUUUGAGGUUUGAAAUAGUCGGACGGAUCUGUCUGACAGAGUGUGAAUCAGAGGAACUUUGCUAAAUGUUGCUGGAGAAAGACGCUGAGUGAUUGUUUGUUUUACUGGUGUCCUCAGAACUUCCCAGAACCAUAAGCAGAAAUUUCACUCAUACUGAUUCCAUCUUGUACCAUUUAUUUUAACAGAUUUAAUCCCAUGAGUGUGUCUUCAUCCAGAUGAUUGGAAAGUUCAUGCCUCUCCAUGUCGGUAUCAUCCCUCUGAGCUCUCUCUCUCUCUCUCUCUCUAACUGGUUCUUUGUCUCCUCCCUCCCUCUGUUGGCCUUUGAGAACCUGUGGUUGUGAUGUCAUCAUUGUGAAACAACUGCCUUGCUCCCUUUGUCAUAUUGUGCUUCUGAAAGAUUAACAAGAAAAAAAAGAUUCUUUUACAUAUAAAAACAAACCCUGUAAAAAUGUUCAAGACAGUUAUUUUAUAUAUCCGUUUCUUUUUCUUUUUGUAAACAAAAUGGUUGGGAUCUCUCUCUCUUUAGUGGUCAUCCCACUGCUUUCUGUAUAUUGACCAAUAAAGACUUGU